Peromyscus californicus insignis is the source of this 4855-nucleotide messenger RNA. RefSeq names its product neural cell adhesion molecule 1 (gene Ncam1). The record is from RefSeq and is a predicted model, not a curated record. Gene Ontology annotation, biological process: cell adhesion. The transcript is spliced from 18 exons. NCBI's taxonomy places the organism in Eukaryota, Metazoa, Chordata, Mammalia, Rodentia, Cricetidae. Gene Ontology annotation, cellular component: membrane. The coding region runs from base 201 to 2426 and encodes 741 amino acids. Gene Ontology annotation, molecular function: protein binding.
GACUGUCACUCAUUCUCCGCUCAGCGCGUGAACGCAGCUCGGCAGUGGCUGGCAGGAAACAAUUCUGCAAAAAUAAUCAUACCCAGCCUGGCAAUUGUCUGCUUCUCGGUCCGUUGCUCCGCCGCCGUCCACAGUCGCUAGCAAGGGGAAGGCACAGAAUUUACCGCGGCCAGAACAUCCUUCCCAGCCGGCAGUUUACAAUGCUGCGAACUACGGAUCUCAUCUGGACUUUGUUUUUCCUGGGAACUGCAGUUUCCCUGCAAGUGGAUAUUGUUCCCAGCCAAGGAGAAAUCAGCGUUGGAGAGUCCAAAUUCUUCCUGUGUCAAGUGGCAGGAGAAGCCAAAGAUAAGGACAUCUCCUGGUUCUCCCCCAACGGGGAAAAGCUGAGCCCAAACCAGCAGCGGAUCUCGGUGGUAUGGAAUGAUGAUGACUCCUCUACACUCACCAUCUACAAUGCCAAUAUCGACGAUGCCGGCAUUUACAAGUGUGUGGUCACUGGCGAGGAUGGCACCCAGUCCGAGGCCACGGUCAACGUGAAGAUCUUCCAGAAGCUCAUGUUCAAGAACGCACCAACCCCACAGGAGUUCAAGGAAGGAGAAGAUGCGGUGAUUGUGUGUGAUGUGGUCAGCUCUCUGCCCCCAACCAUCAUCUGGAAGCACAAAGGCCGAGACGUUAUCCUGAAAAAAGAUGUCCGAUUCAUAGUCCUGUCCAACAACUACCUGCAGAUCCGGGGCAUCAAGAAGACAGAUGAGGGCACUUACCGCUGUGAGGGCAGAAUCCUGGCCCGGGGGGAGAUCAACUUCAAGGACAUUCAGGUCAUUGUGAAUGUACCGCCCACUGUCCAGGCCAGACAGAGCAUCGUGAAUGCCACUGCUAACCUGGGCCAGUCCGUCACCCUGGUGUGCGAUGCUGAUGGGUUCCCAGAGCCUACCAUGAGCUGGACAAAGGAUGGGGAACCCAUUGAAACCGAGGAGGAAGAUGAUGAGAAGCACAUCUUCAAUGAUGACAGUUCUGAGCUGACUAUCAGGAACGUGGACAAAAAUGACGAGGCUGAGUAUGUCUGCAUUGCUGAGAACAAGGCUGGCGAGCAGGAUGCGUCCAUCCACCUCAAGGUCUUCGCAAAGCCCAAAAUCACCUAUGUAGAGAAUCAGACGGCCAUGGAACUAGAGGAACAAGUCACUCUUACCUGUGAAGCCUCAGGAGAUCCCAUCCCCUCCAUCACCUGGAGAACUUCCACCCGAAACAUCAGCAGUGAAGAAAAGGCUUCGUGGACUCGACCAGAGAAGCAAGAGACUCUGGAUGGGCACAUGGUGGUACGCAGCCAUGCUCGUGUGUCCUCUCUGACCCUGAAGAGCAUCCAGUACACAGAUGCUGGAGAGUACAUCUGCACUGCCAGCAACACCAUCGGCCAGGACUCCCAGUCCAUGUACCUUGAAGUUCAAUAUGCCCCCAAGCUCCAGGGCCCUGUGGCUGUAUACACUUGGGAAGGGAACCAGGUGAACAUCACCUGUGAGGUCUUUGCCUACCCAAGUGCCACAAUCUCCUGGUUCCGAGAUGGUCAGUUGCUGCCAAGCUCCAACUACAGCAAUAUCAAGAUCUACAACACCCCGUCUGCUAGCUACCUGGAGGUAACCCCUGACUCCGAGAAUGACUUUGGAAACUACAAUUGUACGGCAGUGAACCGCAUUGGGCAGGAGUCCUUGGAAUUCAUCCUUGUUCAAGCAGACACACCGUCUUCUCCAUCCAUCGACCGGGUAGAACCCUACUCCAGCACAGCACAGGUGCAGUUUGACGAGCCAGAGGCCACAGGUGGAGUGCCCAUCCUCAAAUACAAGGCUGAGUGGAAGUCACUGGGGGAAGAAGCGUGGCAUUUCAAGUGGUACGAUGCCAAAGAAGCCAACAUGGAAGGCAUUGUCACCAUCAUGGGCCUGAAGCCUGAGACAAGGUACGCAGUACGACUGGCGGCCCUCAACGGCAAGGGGCUGGGCGAGAUCAGUGCAGCCGCGGAGUUCAAGACACAGCCAGUCCAUAGCCCUCCUCCACGGGAACCCAGUGCACCCAAGCUGGAAGGGCAGAUGGGAGAAGAUGGGAACUCCAUCAAGGUGAACCUGAUCAAGCAGGAUGACGGAGGUUCCCCAAUCAGACAUUAUCUGGUCAAGUACCGAGCGCUUGCCUCUGAGUGGAAACCCGAAAUCAGGCUCCCAUCCGGCAGUGAUCACGUCAUGCUCAAGUCCCUGGACUGGAACGCCGAGUAUGAAGUAUAUGUGAUAGCUGAGAAUCAGCAAGGAAAAUCCAAGGCAGCCCAUUUUGUGUUCAGGACCUCAGCCCAGCCCACAGCCAUCCCAGCCACCCUGGGAGGAAGUUCCACCUCCUACACCUUGGUCUCACUGCUCUUCUCUGUGGUGACUCUUCUUUUGCUCUGUUAGGAACUUGAAAAACACACACACACACACACACACACACACACACACACACACACACACACACACACAAAUUAUAAUUGCUUAAAAGCCCAGUUCCUUUGAAAAUGAUCAAUUGUUCCCCCUUUGAAAGAUCCUGUCAGGACUUCGGUUGCCCGGCCACAGCUACUAAGCAAGUGUUGUGUGUGAACAAGGAAGGUCAUGGUGAUUGGAAACAGAUUUACCUCCUGAGAUUUUUGUCAUUCAGUGAUACUUUCCUGUCACUUCAUAUGGGGUCUUCUCCUUUUUUAAUAGCAGGAGAGAGAGAGAGAGAGAGAGAGAGAGAGAGAGAGAGAGAGAGAGAGAGAGGAAGAAUAUGAGAGAUAUUUCUUUCAAUAGUAUUUUUCAAAAACAGCAUUAUGCAAGGUUUACGGAGAUGUUUCUGCUAUCUGCUCCUUGUGUUUUUGUUCUUGUUCAUAAAUACAGCAGAGGAAGAAUUCUGGACUUCUAAACCUUGGCUCAGAUGGUUAAAGUCACCACAUGUGCCCUUCACUCUAACGCUGCGCCCUGUCCUCCACCUUUCAAUAGGCAGUUAGCUUCGCCUGCAUUUAAGUAUUUAAGUACCCAUGUGGUGACUCACCUGAGCACUCUGCUGACAUGAUAGGUGAAUUAAAUCCUCCUGUGGCCCAUGCAGUGGGAAAGUUGAAAUUGUCUAUUUUCUGGAGCUGAUGAACAUUCUGGAAGGUGCUGUAAUGCUGGUGUUAGCCCAACAUCUUCUGCUGUCUUUGUGAAGAAGGCCAAAUUGUGAUGUGCCCAAAAGGAAUGGGCUUUGUUAUCUGAAUCCCAACAGAGCUAAUUCUUCCACUUCACAGUAGGAUGCUUCAGAUGAGCACUAAACCUCCAGAUCCUGGGGUCUGUGGUCCAGGCAUGACCUCCAUCAUCACCAUAAGCACAGUAUACCAGACAGGUUAGAAGCAUCCCCUGUGAAUCCGUCACCCUCCACACCUCCCUACGUGCUCCAAAGAGCACAAGGUAAGGGAUUGAGGGAAUGUACUACCCCCCACCCCACCACAGUGUUAAUACAUUUGAGCAGUCUGCCUGUCAACACUUCCAGAGUGGUCCAGCUUCCCUAAUGGUCUCCAUGACACUUUUAAAAUCAUUAUGCAAAGCCAGGAACUCCUGUCUACUGUUGUACAAUUCACCCAGAAGAGGAAAUGGGUGUGUCACAUCGGACGCAGGAGACCCAAGGCUGAAUACCACCCGCUAGUAUCGGCGUGUGAACUUUGGGAUGGACCCUCCAAUGAAUAAAAACUCCCUCCCCUACCAUGGCACCUGUCAUUCUACCUAUCUCAUCUCUGAACAUCUCCACGGACGUUUAAUUUAUGUUCUUUUUGGUUCUUUACCUGUUUCGUUUCUGUUGUUACGUUUUAAUGCUCAAAGACUAGCCUUUCCUUUUGGGAAUCCAAAUGACCCUGAAUUGUGGUCUGCAGGCAAAUCCAACUGUGUGGCCACCUGCCAGUUUCCCCAGUGUUCAGCCUAGAGGCUUCACAGUGCUCAGCACCUAAAACUGACAGUGCCUCUCGCUCAGCUAUGAACCUCUGCUCUGGACCUUUGGCCUCUUCCCACCAGCUCAGUGAAACAAGAUGGCUCUUGGGCACAGGGCAGUACAGCAGAGAAAAGAACAUGGGGCCUCAGGGCCUGAUAUGAGAAUUGCAGGUUAGUUAAGGAAAGCUUCAGGGAAGGCAAGAGAGGUCCCACUGCGGUCCUCUUCUGAUGGCCCUGGAGAGACAGAUGUCACACUAGUGAACUGUGGUCUGCAGGCGAAGCCAACUGUGUGGCCACCUGCCAGUAUCCCCGGUGUUCAGCCUAGAGGCUUCACAGUGCUCUGUGCCCCACUAUUCACUCUAGGAGAACUUGGAGGCUGCCUCGGCCUCAUCGCUGACCUACUCACAGGAGAGGGACAGUGUCAGUAUUUCUAAAGGGACCUUUGGAGAUGAACCCUAAAUUUCCAGAGCCCUAGCAUGAUCCUGUACUCUUAGCAGACAUAGGUUCCAUCUGGAAAACCUUUGGGCUUAUUCCAGCCUGUUUGUGGCUUGUAAUGGUGUACUCUAUUGGAGACAGCUUUAAUGUGCACUAGCCAUGGCCAGACACUGGGUCCCUCCAUGAAAGUUAUGACUCCUAGCCCAGCCAGGAGUCCUUAAGAGAGCAGUUUCCAGGUAGCCCCAAGGGAGUGAACUCACCCCCCCCCACCUCCACCUCUGCACUGUGAAUCAGUACAGAUACACCAUCUGCCAUGAGGGUUCUCUUAUCAUUUUUAGAAUAUUUAUACAGCAGGUUCAGAUCAUGUUUUUCUACUAAUAAGAACGCUAACGUCAUUGUGUAGAUAAUCAGCAAGACUUUAUGAAGUUUACACCUUUGCAUUAUUAAAGGAUAUAUAACAGUUCAUGUAAACUCAA